AUGACCAUUACGCCCAGCUCUGAAAUCACCCCCUCAACAAGACACGAUAGUCCCCCACCACCUCGGUCGUUUCCGCUCGGAAAGGCUAAUAUCUAUCAACCCCCCGAUGAACUCCAUGCUAUUAGCACGUCCCUACCGACUUGGGACUCGGUGUCUGCCAUGGCCCGCCAAGACAGUUGGGUAGUGGAGACGGUCAAAUGGGGCUAUCCACGAUUCAAAAUAAACGCUCAAGUCAAGGAGCUCUCGGAUGCCGUCUUACACCGGCUCAAGGUCACCGAUGAAAUGACAGGAUGUAUGAUAUUCAGUUCUGCAAAGGCUGCUCAACAAUGUGCUACCACCCUCAAGGCCACCUCGAGGCAGCAAUCGGUUAUAGAGAUAGUUGAAUUCGUCAUGUCUCCUGCCUCCGACCUUGGAGAUGGGACGGCCUACUGGGCUCAGUUCUCGGCCACGUUAUUCCCGGAUGAGCUGUGGAGUGAGGCCUUGGCCUUUUGGCGUGACACUGGUACUGGUAUUUCCACACGACAUGCUCCUUUCUGUCUCGAGGAAUUAUGCUACCUGGAGUCCAAGUCCUCCAAUCCAGCAUAUCAAACAUCAUCUCCAUGCAAAAGGGAGAACCAAUCCAGCUCCCAACUUCACAUGUCAGUGCGCUCGGCCCUAGUUAGCAUACCCGCAAUACAAUCCGUUAUUGCGCAGUUCGUUACCUCCGAGCAGCCAGGACAACUUCCCGUACAGCCGGACGAUGUUUUCCUGUACCCAAAUGGGACAAACGCUAUAUAUUUACUAUCGCAGAUGUUGGCCUCGUUCAAGGCCGAACCCACAGUUGUGGCAUAUGGGUGGCUAUAUCCCGAGACAGUUAAGGCGCUCCACCGAUGUGCUUGGAAAGAAUGCAUCUCAUAUAAAUACGGAACGGAGGAGGAGUUGGAUCAACUGGAGAGCAUGCUUGCAUCCGGUCGACUGGUUGAUGCGCUGUUUUGCGAAUUGCCCAGCAAUAUUAAACUGUCAUCACCCAAUGUCUUCCGAAUCCGGGCCCUUGCAGAACGUUAUAGUUUUAUCAUAGUUUGCGACGACACAGUUGCCGGUUAUGUGAAUAUCGAUGUUCUUCCUUACGUGGACGUUAUAAUUUCAAGCCUGACAAAGACUUUCAGCGGAGCCUCUAACGUCACUGGAGGAGGACUUGUGGUCAAUCCCAACUCGCGUCAUUACAGCAGAAUCCAUGGCACUCUAUGUACGGAGUAUGAGAGUACCUACUUCCCAAUGGACGUUGACGUUCUCCGGAACAACAGCAAGGACUUGGUCUGGCGGAUAAAGCAAUGCAGUGACAACGCGCUUCCUCUGGUGGAUCUAUUUCAGAGUCACUCAUCGAUCGCUCAGGUUAACUAUCCGUCCACGUCGCCAACUGCAUCUUUAUAUAAGCGCCUGAUGCGGAAAGGUGGUAGUUACGGCAAUGUCCUGAGUGUGGUUUUUCGGGAACCACGCAGUGCAGAGCACUUUUAUAAUACCUUAAACAUAUGCAAGGGCACAAGCUUUGGAACAAAUUUUACCUUGGCCCUUCCAUAUGUUCAGUUGGCAAACUACCGGGACCGUGACAAGGUUGGAAAAUACGGCGUGCCACAGCAUAUUAUUCGUAUGAGUGUUGGCCUUGAGGACAAGGAACAGCUUCUCCACGCCGUGGCAGCUGCCCUUGGAGAAGUCGAAAGAAUUGAAUCUUGA
Aspergillus tanneri is the source of this 1710-nucleotide messenger RNA. RefSeq lists its product as uncharacterized. Gene Ontology annotation, biological process: transsulfuration. The transcript is spliced from 5 exons. The record is from RefSeq and is a predicted model, not a curated record. Gene Ontology annotation, molecular function: pyridoxal phosphate binding; cystathionine gamma-synthase activity. NCBI's taxonomy places the organism in Eukaryota, Fungi, Ascomycota, Eurotiomycetes, Eurotiales, Aspergillaceae. Bases 1 to 1710 code for a protein of 569 amino acids.